This is a messenger RNA of Suncus etruscus (white-toothed pygmy shrew), 984 nucleotides long. RefSeq names its product olfactory receptor 1361-like. The record is from RefSeq and is a predicted model, not a curated record. The transcript has a single exon. NCBI's taxonomy places the organism in Eukaryota, Metazoa, Chordata, Mammalia, Eulipotyphla, Soricidae. Gene Ontology annotation, cellular component: membrane. The coding region runs from base 1 to 984 and encodes 327 amino acids. Gene Ontology annotation, biological process: G protein-coupled receptor signaling pathway. Gene Ontology annotation, molecular function: G protein-coupled receptor activity; olfactory receptor activity.
AUGGCCACCAGAAAUAGGACAGAAGUGACUGAAUUUGUCUUAUUGGGCCUAUCCAGCAAGCAAGAAAUGCAGCUGGUUGUUUUUGGCGUUGUCCUUGCUAUGUACUUGGUAGCAGUGGUGGGCAAUUUUCUAUUAGUACUUGUUGCCCUCUCAGACCCCAAACUUCAGACCCCCAUGUACUUCUUGCUCAGCCAACUUUCCUUCAUUGACAUGCUGCUGACAACUACCACCAUCCCCCAGAUGCUGGUGCAUACCUGGUCUGAGAAUAGAACCAUUUCCUUCAACUGCUGCAUGAUCCAGCUAUUUUUCUUUAUGACUUUUGGAAGCAUGGAAGGCCAUGUGUUGGCGGCCAUGGCUUAUGACCGUUAUGUUGCCAUCUGCGAUCCUUUAAGAUAUUCUGCCAUCGUCAGCCGCCACCUCUGUCUUUGCAUAACCUUGACCUCGUUGCUGGUUGUCAGUCUCAACAGCCUCCUCUACACUGUGCUGGUCACCCGUUUAACCUUCUGUGGCAACCAGCUUACUCACUUCUUCUGUGACAUUACACCUUUGCUCAAGCUUUCCUGCACCCGGCCAGUGGUCAAUGAAAUGCUAAUCUUCACCGAGGGUGUGGCUGUGGUGCUCAGUCCCUUCUUCUUCAUUAUAGGCUCCUAUGCCCGCAUUGGUGCUGCCAUAGCUCGCAUGCGCUCAGUUGCUGCCCUGCGCAAGACUCUGUCGACCUGUAGCUCUCACAUCAUGGUUGUGUUGCUUCUGUAUGGCACAGUCGCUCGCAUGUAUCUCAAACCAUCUUCUAGCUAUGACCUGAAUCAGGACCGCCAGGUUGCCAUCUUUUACACAGUAGUUAUCCCGAUGCUAAAUCCUUUGAUCUACAGUCUGAGGAACCAGGAGGUUAAGAAAGCUCUAAGAAGGCUUUUCAGGAAACUCUGCUUUUCAGGAAACUUCCAGCCGAGUUCUCAAGCAAACAGGGAAUGGAAACACAUCUCCUGA